Cyphellophora europaea CBS 101466 is the source of this 945-nucleotide messenger RNA. RefSeq lists its product as uncharacterized. The transcript has 2 exons. Gene Ontology annotation, molecular function: oxidoreductase activity. The record is from RefSeq and is a predicted model, not a curated record. Lineage: Eukaryota; Fungi; Ascomycota; Eurotiomycetes; Chaetothyriales; Cyphellophoraceae. The coding region runs from base 1 to 945 and encodes 314 amino acids.
AUGUCACGAGCAGGAAAACGCCGUCUCGAUGCCCUCUCGCAACAACUCGUGCAAGGCAUCCCCUCCGAAGGCGACUUCGAGGGCAUACCACGCAUACGACAUGUCGCUCCGCCCUCAGCAGGCAAGCGUGUAGAGGGGAAGGUUGCCAUCGUCACAGGCGCCAACUCCCCCAUCGGCAUCGGCCGUGCCGCCGCCCACCAAUACGCCGCCAACGGCGCCCGCGCCGUCUACCUCUGCGACGCCUCCUCCACGCACCUCGAAACGCACAAGCGCGAAAUGCGCGAGCUCUACCCAGACGUGGACGUCGUAACACGGGUUCUCGACGUCGGCGACGAAGCCGCCGUGCAGGCCGUUGUGGCGGACGCGCUGGCCACCCACGGCCGCCUGGACAUCAUGUUCGCCAACGCGGGCAUCGUGGGCACGCCCGCGACGUUCGCCGACAUCAGUGCCGAGGGAUUCAUGUCCACGAUGCGCGUCAAUGCUUUGGGGGUGUUCCUGUGCGCGAAACACGCGGCGUUGGCGAUGCAGAAGACGGGUCCCGGCAAGGAGUUUCCCGGCGGGAGUAUCAUUGGCACGGCGUCCGUGGCGGGCCUGCGCUCGAACGCGGGCAGCACGGAUUAUUCGGCCAGCAAGGCGGCGGUGGUGAGUCUGGCGCAGACCAUGUCGUAUCAGCUCACGGGCACCGGCGUGCGGGUCAACGCCAUCUGUCCGGGCGUCAUCGAGACGGGCAUGACGCUGCCCAUGUACGAGCAGGCACGGGCGCGGGGCACGCAGAGUAAGAUCGGGCAGCUGAAUCCGCUGCGGAGGGGCGCCGUGCCGGACGAGGUGGCGCGUGUGGCGCUGUUUCUGGGAAGCGAUGAAGCGAGCUAUGUCAAUGGGCAGGCGUGGGCGGUCUGCGGCGGGCUGAGUGCAGGGCAUCCAUUUGUGCCGGGCAAGCUGGGCUGA